Panicum hallii is the source of this 1457-nucleotide messenger RNA. RefSeq names its product protein arginine N-methyltransferase 7-like. The transcript has 9 exons. The record is from RefSeq and is a predicted model, not a curated record. Lineage: Eukaryota; Viridiplantae; Streptophyta; Magnoliopsida; Poales; Poaceae. Gene Ontology annotation, biological process: peptidyl-arginine methylation. Gene Ontology annotation, molecular function: protein-arginine omega-N monomethyltransferase activity. Bases 1 to 1224 code for a protein of 407 amino acids.
AUGAGGUUAUAUCUGAUAAAUGGAACUGAGAUGCUGAGCAUUGUUAUGGGAAGUAAUGAGCCUUCCAGAAGGGUAAUAAUAUUAGGGCAGGGUGCUUGGAAUAUUGUAAGUUUAUUUACAGUAUUUGUUCCCUUAUUUCCUUUGCUAGGCACAAAGGAUUGGUGUGAUCAUUGGAAGCAGUGUGUUUGGUUUAUACAAGGGACAGGGGCUCCUGCAAAGAAAGAUCAAGCUCUUUCUUUGAGCGCUAGCCAUAACCAAACUAGCAUCUCAUAUCAGUUGAAUUGGAAUGGUGAAGGAAGUAGAAGCCCCAAAAAUAACCAUCUCACAUUGUUGCCAGAAAAGGUAGCAGUUUAUGGUGAUAAAGGUUGGAGAUCAGCGUCGAUAAGUGUAAUCAGGAAUUCUAUGAGUGAAAGAUCCUCUCCGACCUGCAUUGUGGCUGAUGACAGCGUGUUCCUAGCUCUCAUAGUUUCGUCUCUGUUACCGUCUUCAAAAGUUUUUACAAUGUUUCCAAGUCUUAGAGACAGGGGCUUCAACUAUCUUCAAGCUGUUGCAGAUGCUAAUAAUUUAUCCAUGGACCGGAUUAAAGUGAUUGGUAGAAAAUCAUCAUCCCUUACUAUGAAUGACUUGAAUCAUGAAAAGGUUAAUCUGAUAGUGGGGGAGCCUUUUUAUCUUGGAAGUGAAGGGAUGUUACCAUGGCAAAAUCUGCGUUUCUGGAAUGAAAGGACUCUGCUUGAUCCAUUGCUAUCUGAGGGUGCAUUCAUCAUGCCUUGCAAGGGAAUAUUAAGAUUCUGUGCCAUGUCACUUCCGGACUUGUGGAAAAGCCGUUGUGGCCUUAAAGAUGUUGAGGGUUUUGACCACUCAGUUGUUAAUGAUACUUUAGGAGCCUGUGGUGACCUGCCUGGAGAGCAGCAAGGCCCCUGCCUACCUUAUUAUGUGUGGCAGUGCGGUUAUACCAAGAAAUUAAGUGAAGUUUACUCUCUCAUAGACUUCAACUUUUCUGAGCCUAUUCACUCUUGUUUUGGUGAAACAAAGAUUGAGUUUGCCCACGAUGGAACAUGCCAUGGUUUCGCUAUUUGGAUCGACUGGGUACUUGACAAGGAAAAUUCCAUUGUGAUAAGCACCGGACCAGAGAGUAGAUACUGGAAGCAAGGAGUGCAGCUGCUUAGCAGGCCUGUACAAGUGAAUCGAGGGAAUUCGGUGAUGCAUGUGGACCAUGUUUUCUGAUCGUCUGAUUAAUCACGAUUAAUCGUCCUGAUCGGUACUGGGCACUCGAUCAGGCCCUCCGAUCAGAUCAGAGCGAUCAGAAACCUGAUCAUCCGAUUAAUCGUCCUGAUCGUCCGAUUAGCUAUCUGGUCGAUCAGAACUAUAUAGACAUUAUGCUGCUUCAGUUACUGGGCUUCAAUUUGGAUGAUCAUUUGCUUAUUUGGAUUUAGAUGGCUGCUGAAUGCUGAUUGAUA